AUGUCGAAUUCUACUAAACCGCGCGAUUCCGCUCUCAAUGGCAUUAAACGGUAUAUGGCAAAAAGUAUUGAUGAGGCAUUCACUAUGGAUGCAGAGAAUAUUGCAAGCUACCAUCAGUUAUUGAGUGAACAGUGGGUUCGUUUUAACGUUGCUCAAGACGCUGUAGAAAUUACUUGUGGUGCCGAUGUUAUUGAAAUUGAAGAAAAUGUGCGUAUCCAAGCCGAAACUUGGUACUCUACAGCUUCAGCUAACUUUAGCCGCGUGAAAAAUUGUCGUACUAAAUCGCAAGAUAGCUCCACAAAGGCAUCUGUGUCCACGGUUAUACGUUUACCGAAAAUGGAGUUGCCCACAUUCUCUGGUGACUCUACAGAAUGGAUUGGUUUUUUCGACGCGUUUUCUUCGUUAGUUGAUAAUAACUCUGCUUUAUCAGAUGGACAAAAGUUGCACUAUCUCCGAAGCUGCUUGAAAGGUGACGCGUUGAAAAUUAUCAGUGGUUUUAAAAUAUGUGACGCAAAUUACGUUGAAGCUUGGGGUCUAUUAACAUCGCGGUAUAAGGUUAUUCGUGUAAUUGUGGAAUCUCAUCUUCGCGCGUUGGCUGAAAUUAAAAGGGCUACGCAUGACAAUGCUGACGCAAUCAAAGGUGUAAUUGAUGCGUUCCAACAGCAUAUUCGCGAGCUUAAAGCGUUGGGUCGUCCGAUUGAUUUUUGGGAUGAUUGGUUGGUACAUGAGGUCGUCAGUAAGUUGGCAUUCGAAACGCGUAAGCAGUGGGAGUUAUCGCUCGUUAGUGAUGAUCCCCCAUCUUUUGAGCAACUAAUAACAUUUUUAGAGAUAAGAUGCCGAUCGUUAUCGAUGUUUUCGUCGUCAACAACAUCAGUAGUAAUUAAGGUUAAAACUGCAUCAGCAAGCAAGUCGACAAAAGUGUUCCACGCGGUAUCAAAACAAAGUAACGUGUGUGCAUAUUGUAGUGGACCUCAUAAAAUUUACAGUUGUGAAAAAUUUCGUGAAUUGGACUUGUCUACAAAAUCACAGUUCGUGAAGCAAGGUCGCAUAUGCUUCAACUUCUUAAGUUCAGGUCACUAUAAAGACCGUUGUAACAGUGCUUCCACUUGCCGCAUAUGUAAACAACGUCAUCACACUCUGUUGCACGGUGCUUUGCAGUCAACGACCGUUACCGCAGUGAACAAUUACAUCGGCAACGAGACGCAUUCGUUAUGCGCUGCUGACGCCACAUCAAAGGUAAGCGCAAAAACUUUUGAACUUCCAGCAAGCGUCGACGUUCCACGCGUUUCUUCAUGCUUGAACUCGAGCUCCAAUCCACCCAUAGCUGUAGAAAGAGUUGUGCUGUUAUCCACCGCAUUAGUGAAGGUACGCGACUGUUCUGGUAAUUGGCAGCCCGCACGUGCACUUUUCGAUUCUGGAUCACAUGCUUCCUUUGUAACCGAAGCGUGUGUGCAACGCUUAGGCCUGCCGCGAUCAACAUCUGAAGUUAACAUUACUGGAAUUGGGUCAGCGCAAGGAGGACGAGCUAGAGGUGAAGUAUCACUUUCUCUUUCUUCUUUCUCUACAAAUCAAUGCUUUACUGUCAAAACGUUAAUUCUGUCUAAAAUUACAAGCGACUUGCCAACACAGACUAUAGCUACUUCAUCGUGGCCACAUAUCCGAGGUUUGUUUUUAGCCGAUCCCCAUUUUAUGAAGCCUGGACGGGUCGAUAUAUUGAUUGGAAUGGACGUUAUGGAUCAACUGAUCUGUACAGAACUUCGUAAGGGUCCAUCUGGAGCUCCUAUGGCUUAA
Molecule: messenger RNA, 1791 nt
Organism: Anastrepha ludens (Mexican fruit fly)
Lineage: Eukaryota; Metazoa; Arthropoda; Insecta; Diptera; Tephritidae
Exons: 1
Coding region: 1-1791 (596 amino acids)
Source: RefSeq, a predicted model, not a curated record